Molecule: messenger RNA, 1838 nt
Organism: Theobroma umbraticum
Lineage: Eukaryota; Viridiplantae; Streptophyta; Magnoliopsida; Malvales; Malvaceae
Source: RefSeq, a predicted model, not a curated record
AGAGCAAAAUUGCUAAAAUUGUUAUUCCUUUUUUGUAAGGGGAGAUAUUGGACUGUGUCUCUACCACCAGUUGUUGCACGUAGAUUCAUGUGCGUAUUUUUGUGCAAGAAGAAGAAGAAAAGGGGUAGGUGGGCUCACCAACAAUGCCAUACUGAUAAGGCUCGCUUCUCUCUAUCUCUCUCUCUCUUUAGGCACUGUUGUUCUCUAUUAGACAAGUACUAGUUUGUUUGUUAGCGGUCUCUCUGGAGAAGAGACGCUCAUAAAUUAGAGCAUUCCUCGACCAAAGCAAGCUACACCAAAUUCAGUUUAUUUUUCCACCACCAUGGAGCUUAAUGCCACCACCAUGCAGCACCCUCAAACCUGCCUAGAAAUAACCAUGGAGGUUCAUCAAGUUGUCCAACCACCCCAUAAGAGCACCAUUCACAAGCUUAAAUCAAGGCUCAAGGAAACUUUCUUCCCUGAUGACCCUUUGCGCCAAUUCAAAGGACAGCCAACGAGGAAGAAAUGGAUUCUUGCAGCUCAAUACAUAUUCCCUAUUCUCCAAUGGGGUCCGAAUUAUAGCUUCAAACUCUUCAAAUCGGAUAUUGUAGCCGGACUUACCAUUGCUAGCUUAGCCAUCCCACAGGGUAUCAGUUAUGCUAAGCUUGCUGGUCUACAACCAAUUGUUGGUCUCUAUUCCAGCUUUGUGCCUCCUCUUGUAUAUGCUGUACUUGGAAGCUCCAGGGACCUUGCAGUAGGGCCUGUUUCCAUUGCUUCACUUAUACUUGGAUCCAUGCUUAGACAAGAAGUAUCCCCUGCCAAUGAUCCUGUCUUGUUUCUGCAAUUAGCCUUUACUACAACUUUCUUUGCUGGUUUUUUCCAAGCUUCUUUGGGAUUUUUAAGGCUUGGAUUUAUCAUUGAUUUUCUCUCAAAGGCUACUCUUAUCGGGUUCAUGGCUGGGGCUGCUAUCAUUGUUUCUUUGCAGCAGCUGAAAAGCCUUCUUGGAAUCACUCAUUUUACUAAACAAAUGGGUUUGGUACCUGUUUUGAGCUCCGUUUUCCACAAUACAAAGGAGUGGUCAUGGCAAACGAUACUGAUGGGGUUCUGCUUUCUAGUGUUCCUGCUAGUGGCAAGACAUAUUAGCAUGAGAAGACCAAAUUUGUUUUGGAUCUCAGCUGGGGCUCCUCUUGUUUCUGUGAUCCUCUCUACACUAGUGGUUUUUGCAUUCAAAGCUCAGCAUCAUGGCAUCAGUAUAAUUGGAAAAUUGCAACAAGGAUUAAAUCCUCCUUCAUGGAAUAUGCUGCAAUUUCGUGGGAGCCACCUUGGACUGUCAAUUAAAACUGGCCUUGUUACUGGAAUUAUUUCCCUCACUUACGUAGGCACAGCUUUUUAAACCAAUUGGCAGAUCGAAGACAAACCAUUUAAAGCUUGAUGUGCAGUAGAAACAUGCAUACGAUUAUUAAAUGGCCGGUUGGCCACGACAAAUUUAUUUUGAAGUCGGAGCCGAAGAAAAUUUCACAGACCACGAUUCAUCGUUAUGGUAAUAUAAACUGAUGAGCCAAUAGCGGGCUUGUCAGACUAUUGAACGAGUUCACAAAGGAGGUAAAGUUAAGAGGACUGACUUUUUCGAGUGAAAUGAACACCCCUUGGCGGCGUGGCAACUUUCACAGUCAAGUAAAAGAUAAGAUACUGGUUCAACCUGCAGAUGAUGAAAAUUUAGUGAAGGAAAAGCUAAAGGGGGUAGAAUAAGAGCAUGGACUUCUUAGCCAAAAAUGCACCAGUUUAUAUUAUGAAAACAGAUUAAAGAUCGUUCCAAAACCUCUAAUCAAAAUGGUAUGACUUUUUUUUUUUUUUUGCAU